This is a messenger RNA of Epinephelus moara (kelp grouper), 2418 nucleotides long. RefSeq names its product phosphoinositide-3-kinase, regulatory subunit 6b (gene pik3r6b). Lineage: Eukaryota; Metazoa; Chordata; Actinopteri; Perciformes; Serranidae. Gene Ontology annotation, biological process: positive regulation of MAP kinase activity; G protein-coupled receptor signaling pathway. The transcript is spliced from 20 exons. Bases 1 to 2151 code for a protein of 716 amino acids. Gene Ontology annotation, molecular function: 1-phosphatidylinositol-3-kinase regulator activity. Gene Ontology annotation, cellular component: phosphatidylinositol 3-kinase complex, class IB. The record is from RefSeq and is a predicted model, not a curated record.
AUGGUUGAUCCCACAGCUGAUGUGGUGCUCUCGCCUGUGGAGACCAGCCUGUACAACAACGUCCAGGCUCUUCUCAAAGAGAUGAGGAGCCAGAGUUCUUCACAGAAAGGAGUGCACAGAUGGAGCCUUCAGAAGAAGCUGGAGGACGAUCCGUCCUGCAGCGUCUCACUGAUCAGAGUUCUGGUCAAAGAGCUGGACAAGAAACUGAAGAGAAUUCACAAACCACAAUCCUACACGCAUGUCAUUCCGAUGCUUCACACUCUCUACUAUGCAGUUAUUCAGUCAGGUGUGAUGAUUCCCAGCAGCCUCUACCAGACAGUGUACGAGUGUUUGAUGAAGCUGCUGAUAUUACCAUCGCCUUACUCUGCUGUGGCCCUGCGCACGCUGAGGAGCAUCAAGAUGGAAAUGAACACACCAGGCUCCUUGUAUCAGAAGAGAGUCACUGCAGAGCAGAAUCUGAACAACAAUCAUUUCACCUGGCAGGAAAAGGUGUUUGUGCUCGCUGACCCAGCUGUGUUUUCGGCUCCACUGGAGGCAGCAGUGAGAAAACACUUGGAGGCGUCAAACUUUCUCAGGGACACGACAACCAUGGAGAUCAGUGUGGUGCUGCGUGUGCUGCAGGCCGGGCUGGGGACGAGCUGCCACAGCUCCAGACUGGCUCAGGCUCUGGAGGCUUUAGAGAAACAUACGGUAGAGAAAUAUUUCCAGGAAGUGGUCUCAGCUGUGGAGAAGAGUAUGAAGCACGGUGCAGGUGGUCGUACAAUCUAUCUGAACAAACUAAGAUACAUAUACGGAGACAUCCUGACUGCCUCUAAAGGAAGAACAACGCUGGAUCACGGUUCUGUGUGUAGCAAUGCAAUGCCCUUUCCAGAGAUCAACUUCCUGUUAUGGAGCGACGAGGAUGAUCUAUGGGACCUGCUGGCAGACUUCGCCCAGUGCUCCCACUCUAACUCAGCCAGUGUUGAUGAAGAUGAGAAGGGCAAAAGAGACAGCGGGAUAGAGAGAGAUAUAAAGGAGAGCGACCCCGACGACACACUGCGGUCUUUGGCCACAAAGCCCGGGUCAGUAAUCAAACGGAGAAAUGCCUUUAAGUCCAUGAAGCCAGCAGAUAGACUGAGCCUUAUGCAGGAGAAGAUAGAUGUGUUUCCUGGAAGCUCUGCUGUCGUAAAAGAAGACAGGAGGCGUCACACGGCACAUGUGGUGGUGAUGGGCGAUGACCGUGUGCUGGGACGACUCGCCAGGACUUAUCACUCGAUUCGAGAACGAGAGUCAAAACACCUUCUCCUGACGAGGAAACUGAAGCUACAGUUGUACUACGUCCCGUUCUCUAAUGUGGAGUCGUUGCUCAGUUCACCUGACAGCCCGUGUCAGAAUGGAUGCAGAUUGUCUCUGGCCUCCACGUUGGGAAGAGUGGAUCCAUGGUACAACAGCAACAUCAACAGUCUGGGAGCUACAAUCUCCAAACUGGCUGAAAUGACCUCCAUUCUGAAGUCUCAACAAAGCCUCCCUCUGCUGGACACUCUGUGUUACUACCUCCGCUGUGGGAUGCAGCCCGUUAACCUGCCGCUCUAUUCUGUGAAGAUGACGCGCUCCAGCUGCGGCGUGAGUUCGGUGGUGGAGGACGUGUUUGUGUCUCACCUGGACGCAGACAUCCCUGAGUUCAGACACCUGAAAGAGAAGUUCACAAGUAGGUUUUCUGAGUUUCCUUCUAAGUCGACAGUGGAACUCUUUGCCGCAGUCAUGUCAGUCAGUUAUUCAAAGAUGUCUUUGAGCAAAAGAAAAGUCAAAAUGGGAGAGGCGCCCAUGACAUGUGGCGUGAUGAUUACAUCAGAGCCGGCAGCUUUAACAUCAGGCGAGGAUCACCUCACUGUCAGGUUUGACAGUCUGAACCCAGGAUACAACACAACGAUCCAAACCCAGAACAUCAGCAUCAGGACGAUGGAGCAUCGAAUGCUCUCCGUGUGUCUGGACAAGGACUCCCGCAGGACCUACACUGAUGUUCUCAGGAUUGAGAUUUCUCCGUGCUUGGAUCCAGGCUGCAGCAUCCGGUCCAGGUUCAGUGUCAGUCAGGAGCGAGAGCCGCUGAUCAGCAAGUAUCUGGACAAAGUGCUGUCGCUGCCCAUCAACACCUUCACUGGAGUGACGGCCUGAGAGACGUGAGCCGUCCACGCCAUGUGUACAGAUGAUGCUGCAUCAACACCAGAUGAUGUGUCACAAACCUGUGUGUAUAAAUGUUAUAAAUGACACAGAGGGUUAAAAUAAAGUAUUAACAACAUUUUUUCUGUUGUAUAUAACAAUAUGCUUUUGUUAUUAUAACGUUAGACCCUUAAAAUACUUUAACAUGGUAACUAUUUUUAAUAUAAGAACAGCACACAUGCCUAACUGCUGCAUGAAUUUGCUGAGCUGGUCAGAGACACA